GAGUUCUAAUUACAGCCCGGAGGUCUGAAAGACAGCCCAGUAUACUUAUAAUAGUGCUUAGUGCUGACAUUAUAAACAACAAAACAUACUAUACAUAAUAUUUUGAAUUGACUGUUGUGAUUGUGGUUUAACAUUAAAGUCUAGUUAAGACAAGAAUUGAUGAGCAAUGUAGAAAAGACAAAUAUAGAAAACAAAUAUGUUAAUUCAAGUAAUAUAGUUACAAAAUUAAAAUGAAAAAUUUUCAGAUGAAGAAAAAGGACAUCAUCAUCUUCAUUGAAAAUACUUAUUUAACUAUAAACCUCUAUAAAUAGAAAUUUGUAGUCAUGUUACACCAGGAAAAAAUAUUCUCAUUGAAAUGAAUGGCACAGAAAACACUUUAGUUAACCCAAAGUCCAAAUCAUUAUAUUUUUUACAACAAUGCCGCUUCUGGAUUCCAAAUGUGGUAGCACCAAUUAUUUUCAUCAUUGGUUUGUUCGGAAAUGUCAUGACUAUAAUUGUUUUAACUAGAAAGAGAAUGUCUGGUUCAACAAAUACAUACCUAACAGCACUCGCUGUAUCAGAUCUAUUGUAUUUAAUAUUUUAUAUGACACUGAGCUUAGAACAUCACAUGAGUGAUACAAAGUAUAUAUUAUAUUGGAAAUAUUGGAGGUUUGCAGUGUGGUUUGCAGAUGCUACAGUUGCUAUAUCAACUUGGCUGACUGUAUCAUUUACAUUGGAGAGAUAUAUAGCAGUAUGCCAUCCGUUAAAAGGAAAAGUUGUUUGUACAGAAGCAAGAGCAAGAAAAGUUAUCGGUUUUGUAGUAAUGUUUUGCUUAAUAUCAACUGUUACUACUCCAUUUGAAUGGAAUACACAAAUAAACAUAAAUCCAGAAACAAAUAAAACAACUGUUAUCCAGUACUCAUCUUUGGGAAAAAAUAAAACUUAUAAAACAAUAUUUUACUGGUUCUCAGGUAUAACAUUUGUGUUUAUUCCAUUGAUACUUCUGGGAACAUUAAACUAUUUACUUAUAAAUGCAGUAAGAAUAAGUCAACAGAAAAGAAAGAACUUAACAGAGGGAAAUUCAAGGAAGAAUUAUAAAGAAAAACAAGAGAACAAAAUUACAACAGCUCUGGUAGCAGUUGUAUUCUUAUUUCUAUUUUGUCAAGGACCUUCUGCUAUUACAUUAAUAUUAUCUAUAUUUUACAAUCCAGAAGAAGGUACAGAUGGUUACAAUAUAGUGCAUGGCGUCGGAAACAUAUUUAAUUUACUACUUGCUGUUAAUGCAGCUUUUAAUUUUUUAUUAUACUGUGCUAUGAGUGAUAAAUAUAGACAAACGAUGUACAGGACUUUUUGCCCAUCCUUGGCCAUUAAUCAUCAGAGAGCAAAUACAUUUUCAUCCAAUGCAAGCUAUCGUUCUUCAAUGCACAGAUAGCAUAUACUAAAAAAUGUAAUUAUUGUCUACUUUAUAUUUAAUAAUUUGAUAAAUCGAUUCAUUGUAGUUAUUUGUAUAUAAAGGACAUUUUAUAAGUUAGUAGAAUAAAUAUAUGUAAAUGCUAUUUAAAAACAGUAUUUAUUUGUAAAUUUUGUAAUAAAGUUUCAAUAAUAAUAAUGUUUUUUGCAAUAAUUAGAAAAUGAAGAAAUCACAACUCCCCUAAUCUGUAAUUUACCACACUGUAGUUAUUCUUCAAGGCCGUUUAGACGAUGCGACAAGUUGGAUAGGGAGGUAGGAAGUCGGGUCAUAUAAACAGCUCUUACCGACCUGACUUGCAGGUAGGUUGGAAUUUCCUUCUGACAUAUAUACAAUGUCCUUCUUACUUUUUAAAUACAAUGUGCUUUUCCCCACCUUUUCUCACCAUUGUUAUGUUCAUUUUUUUUUAUUAUGAACAAACAUAAAUUAUAUGUGUAUACAAUGGAUAGAGUUUACAAUGCUCAAAGGAUGGAAGGU
Messenger RNA from Nezara viridula (southern green stink bug), 1924 nucleotides. Lineage: Eukaryota; Metazoa; Arthropoda; Insecta; Hemiptera; Pentatomidae. The record is from the annotation of a GenBank genome assembly.